UUCGCUUCGUCUUCACUCAAAAUUUUCACUCUCUCUCCACCACUCUCUCUCUCUCUCUCUCUCAAAAGCUCGAGCUUUCCGUACGUACAGAGUUCCAGCUUUCUCCAACUCUCCCUCCCUUUCGCUUGAUUUCUCAGAAUUUUCUGGUUUCCGAUCAUAAUUUUCUGAAAAAUUACACUCAAAGCGGUCGAUUUCUCAGAGUUUGAAAGGGUCGAUUUAUUUGCAUACCAUUUUUGCUGUUUUUUCUUUACUUCUGACAAGAACGGUCCUUUUUCUGCUCCGGGUGUUUUGAUCUGGCUCUGUUCUUUGUUUGGUAUCUGAUUUUUUUCGCAUUCGAUGCAAAUUUAGAGAAAAUCCGAGCAGCCCGGAAGAAAGAAUGAAGUCUUUGGAUGCGGAGUCGUGUAUUUUGUGUCCAAUCAAAUACACGGAGCACAGAAGCAGGACAAGGAAAGUGACCAAACCGCGAAAGAAGUCGACAGCCGAGUUCAACUCGUCAGUCAUCCCGAGAAUCGUACGAAUAUCGGUGACCGAUCCCGACGCCACGGAUUCCUCCAGCGACGAAGGGGAGGAGUUUUUCGGGCGGCAGAGAGUGAAGCACUAUAUUAACGAAGUCAACAUCGAGAAGGACUUCAGGAACAGCCUUGUCAUCAAGAACAACGCCCGGAAGCGGCCGGCUGCUGAGGUUCCGGCCAACCGGCGGCCAAUGAAGAACGCAGCUUCGCCGACCAACGGCGGCAAGAAGUACCGCGGCGUAAGGCAACGGCCUUGGGGGAAGUGGGCGGCUGAGAUUAGAGAUCCUGCCAGACGUCAACGCCUGUGGCUGGGGACCUUCGACACGGCGGAGGAAGCCGCCAUGGUGUACGAUAAUGCCGCUAUUAAGCUCCGCGGUCCCGACGCUUUGACUAAUUUCGUGGCUCCGCCGCCGAAAGAGGAGGAAAAGCCAGAGCCGCUGGUUAACGAGCCUGUCGAGGUGGAGACUAACGGAACAUCGUCGGUUUCCGGUUACGAUUCCGGGUCCGAGUCUCACAAUCUGGCCUCUCCGACCUCCGUCCUCCAUUUCAGAAGCCAACCCAUCAUUGAAGAAGUUGACGAGGCUCAAAGAUUCCAGAUGUUCGACCGAGUCGAUGAGUAUGAAGACGAAACCGGUACGAACAUUUUGUCCGACGAUUUGUCCGAUUUCGCUAACUAUUUGCCGCUGGACUUGCCUUACUUCGACGACGCAUUCAGUUUCUCAGCUUCGGAGUCGCCGCUGUUCGACUCGCCUCUGUUUUUCGACGACGACUCCGCCGCAGCAGCCGAUACUCUUCCGGAUUGCUCUGUGAAGGACGAUUUCAGCGAGUUGUUCCGGGACACGUUCGACGCGUCGCUGUCGCAUACGGCGUCGUCUAUGUGCCAAGGGGAUGACUACUUUCAAGACAUUUUGUUUGGUUCCGACCCGCUGGUGGUCCUCUGAGAGAACUGAGCCACCGCUGACAAAGUUUUGCCACCGUUGGCUGGCCGAGAUAUCGGCCAGAUUUUUGUUUCGGACGAAAUAUCGGCUUUAUUUAUUUUGCUGCGUUAGUAUUGGUAAUUAGUAAUUACUUUAAUUAUUCGUUUGAACGUCUCCGUUUAAAAGUUGACGGAGAGUUUAGUUGAGGUGAGGAUUUUAGCCCAGGAGUGUAUAAUUAUUAUUUAUUAAUUUUGGCCGAAUAAUGAUAAUUUAUAUAAUGUUUUUAAUUAA
Messenger RNA from Malus domestica (apple), 1720 nucleotides. Its product is annotated as ethylene-responsive transcription factor CRF4. The record is from RefSeq and is a predicted model, not a curated record. Gene Ontology annotation, biological process: regulation of DNA-templated transcription. NCBI's taxonomy places the organism in Eukaryota, Viridiplantae, Streptophyta, Magnoliopsida, Rosales, Rosaceae. Gene Ontology annotation, molecular function: DNA binding; DNA-binding transcription factor activity.